UUCUCUCUUUUAUUGUGACCCUGUUACAGGCAUCAUGGUUAAGACGAACACCACCGGAUACCGCCGCGGUACGCGGUACAUGUUCUCUAGGGCUUUCAAGACCAAUGGAGUCGAAAAGCUAUCAACCUUCCUCAAGGUUUACAAACGUGGCGACUAUGUCGACAUCAAGGGUUGUGGAGCCUUCCAAAAGGGUAUGCCAUACAAGGUAUACCACGGACGUACUGGCCGUGUCUUCAACGUCACACCCCAUGCUGUUGGUGUUGUUGUGAACAAGCAAGUCAGGAAUCGCGUCUUGCCCAAGCGCAUCAAUGUCCGCAUUGAGCACAUCAAGGCAUCAAAGAGUCGAGAGGGAUUCUUGGAGAGGAGGCGAACCAAUGACAUCCUCAAGAAGCAAGCCAAGGAGAAGGGUGAAUUCUACAACAUCAAGAGAGAGCCUGUCCAACCAAGGAAAGCCCACUUUGUCAGCGCCAAGAACAACGCUCCCCAACUGAUUGAGCCCAUCCCAUAUGAGUUCAUUGCAUAGACAUGGAUGAGUGUGGUGCCUACAGUGAUUCAAUAAAGUGUACAGAAUAAUAUAAA
This is a messenger RNA of Lytechinus pictus (painted urchin), 579 nucleotides long. Its product is annotated as large ribosomal subunit protein eL21-like. The transcript is spliced from 4 exons. Gene Ontology annotation, cellular component: ribosome; cytosolic large ribosomal subunit. Gene Ontology annotation, molecular function: structural constituent of ribosome. The record is from RefSeq and is a predicted model, not a curated record. NCBI's taxonomy places the organism in Eukaryota, Metazoa, Echinodermata, Echinoidea, Temnopleuroida, Toxopneustidae. The coding region runs from base 35 to 523 and encodes 162 amino acids. Gene Ontology annotation, biological process: translation.